AUGAAAUUGGCAAAAGCAUAAUGCGUCAAGGUGAAAGAAAAACACAAACUUUGUCUAUGACAACUUGACAAUCAUGGCGAGCACGUCGAGAAUUGAAGCGAAUAAAGUGGUGUGCUAUGCUCAUCCCGACGCCCCACUUAUUGAGGACUACAGGGCAGGGGACAUGAUAUGUUCGGAAUGCGGUCUUGUAGUUGGUGACAGAGUUAUAGAUGUUGGGUCAGAGUGGCGUACGUUCAGCAAUGAGAAAUCAGGCGUGGACCCUUCCCGUGUUGGUGGGCCGGAAAACCCCCUAUUGUCUGGAGGUGACCUGUCCACCAUCAUUGGGCCCGGCAGAGGUGACGCUUCAUUCGACAGCUUCGGAGUCUCCAAGUACCAGAACCGAAGGAACAUCAGCAGCACCGACAGAGCCCUCAUCAACGCCUUCAGGGAGAUAAACACAAUGGCAGACAGGAUAAACUUACCCAAAACUAUUGUAGACAGGGCUAACAAUUUGUUCAAACAGGUGCAUGAUGGCAAAAACUUGAAGGGAAGAGCGAAUGAUGCCAUCGCAUCUGCCUGUCUGUACAUAGCUUGUCGACAGGAAGGAGUGCCUCGUACUUUCAAAGAAAUCUGCGCUGUCAGCAAAAUAAGCAAGAAAGAGAUAGGCAGAUGUUUCAAGCUCAUCCUCAAGGCUCUGGAGACCUCGGUGGAUCUGAUUACAACUGCUGAUUUCAUGUCCCGGUUCUGUUCAAACCUGGGCCUGCCCAAUUCCGUACAAAAAGCAGCCACGCAUAUCGCAAGGAAAGCAGGGGAGCUGGAUAUUGUGUCUGGACGCAGCCCUAUCUCGGUCGCAGCAGCUGCUAUUUACAUGGCUUCACAGGCAUCCGAAGACAAACGCAGCCAGAAAGAGAUUGGUGACAUCGCUGGAGUAGCAGACGUGACCAUCCGGCAGUCUUACAAACUAAUGUAUCCGUUUGCUGCCAAACUGUUCCCCGAUGACUUCAAGUUCGCAACUCCCAUCGAGUUCCUCCCGCAGAUGUGAGAGAGAGAGCCGAUUAGUAAUUGUACAGACACGUUUUACAUUCUGACACAUUUCAGCAUUCUUUCGAAAGGUAACUUCACAAAUAUAUCUAGCAAGAAGGAAAACAAACUACAAUGUUAUUAACUUUGCAAGAUUAGUGUAUGAUGUUAACGCUGUGAAUAUAACAAUGAACAUGAAAAUAAUUAUUACACAGUUUACUUAACUCACUCAGUAGUUAACUCACAAAACAAAAUGAUAUAUUUUAUUACUAGGCAGUGAAUUACUGCACUAAUUGUUGUUUUCUUUUAAAUCAUUUUCUGUCAUUUAUUUUUUAUUGCACUUGAUCCGUUGGUCUCAUUCUUUUACCUGCUCUUUCAUUAUUUUAUAUUGAAAAAUAUAAAACACGAUAAUUUUUUUUAGAUUAGUAUUCUUCAUCUAAUGCAAGUUACCUUAGUAUGAAUUACUAUUAUCUUAUUUUUCUUUUUGAUGUUUUUGAGAGGUUAUUUAAAAUAUUUAAAUAAUAAAUUUUGCACUUGUAUUUCAAGAACAAAGUAAUUUUAGUACUUUGGAGAGGUCCAUAGGAUGUAAAAAUAUUUCUGAGGAUCUUUAUUUUCGGUUUAAGCUAAGCACUUAUUGUAAAGCAUUACGAUUGGCAUAACUAAAUUAUUUGUAUUACACUUUUAGGUAGCAAAAUACAUAGCAAUAAGUACAGCUAAAAAUUUGUAGUCCGUUUCAUUUACUAAGGAAGGAAAAAGAUGUCCCUAAUUAAAGAGGCAACAAACAUAAGGUUACAAUUGCGAUAUUUUUCCAUUACCAAGUUUAAGACAAGACUUAAAAUGUAAGACCAGCGUCUGGCAUACAAAUAAUGACUAAAUAAAUAAAUAAACCUUUAUCGUCACUAAACAACACUUUGCUAGUGCACUGGCUGGGCAGGCUCAAACCGUUUACCACUGUGGCAUACACAGGCCUGCAAUUUAGUUCGUCACCGUCCCUAUUGCUAUACAAAAUUUUACAUCUCAUAAAAAGUAUAAAACGUCAAAUUUAUGCCGCUUGUAUGCCAGAAGCUUAAAUCUGAAAAUAAUGUUGGGUUCCUACACAAUAAAACUACAUGUAUUCUUUAAUAAUUACAAUAAUGUUGUUGAAACACAUGUAUUACUUACGAUUCUCUAUAUUGCAUAGAUGUAAGAUUUUCUUGUGCAUCCAACCGCCGUUGGAUAUGUGAUGUAUAAAUAAUAUCUUGUUUGUUGUUAAGGUGGUAUGUAAUUUAUAAUGUUAUAAAACGAAAACCGAAAAAAAUACUUAGGAUAGCGCUAGUUAUAGAUGAAAGCAUGUUGCCAGUACUGAAAGGGUAAUGUUUGAUGGUACCAAAAUAAAAUAAUAAAACUGACUGUAAUCAAAGAUGCCUUAAACCAAUAGCUUUGUUAAAGAUGCAGCAAAUGUGACCAUAUUGCUUGUAUGUAGUCAUUGAUCUAUUUAUACUUAUAACAGUUGACUCUUAGAACUAUUCUCUGAAGGUAGUCAUAGUCAUAAAUGAUUGCAUCAUGUAUUUUUAGUGUAGUAUUUUUCAAUUAGCACAUUAUCAAGCAAUCUACAGCAUGGCAACACUAAAAUUACUGGGAACGAGUAACGUAUGUGUUGCCACUAUUAUAUUCGCGACGUUGCAACUUUUUACUAUGUAUUAAAUAUUAUAGAUCCAUGGCUAGAUAAAGCAUGUGUUGUUACAAUUUUAGUGAAAUAGAAAAGAGAUAGCAGAUAAAUAUACAAAACUUUUGUUGACUUUUCUAUCAGUUUUUGGUACAGAGUUUAAAUAUUGAGAAUAAUCUCAUAUCGCACUGGUCUCAAUUUAGGAUUAACAGUAGAAAACUAGCUUUUCUUUAAUAUAAAAUAUCCCUUAAAAUAAAUCGACCUGUAAUGUCUUUGUGUUAAUAUCGGGCUUGUGUUGCCUUUUGAAAAAAAGUCGAUUUAUUUUAUUUUUUCGGGUUACUAAAGGAGUUUUCUAUCCAACAUUUACAACGAAUGUGUGGUCAAAAAAAAAUUAUCCAGAAGAACAAAACGAUCGAUCACACUUUUUUUUUUCACAAAUGAUACAAAAGAAAAUGUGUUGGCACCUUAAAAAUUCAAUUAACUUCUACAUGACCGGGCAUUUUAUCGUGUGGUUCGACAAAGUGGAAAACGACAACGUUCUUGUAACGCACAUAUUUUGUGUUGUUCAAAGAUUGCUUUGUUAAUUGAAGUCUAUUAUCCACCCACGCACGAUCUGGUUUUUACGCGUAUCGGACCUCACAUAACUUUAUUUCGUACAUUAUCUACAAAAGUAAAGUUCAUUAUUAGGUAUAAUGUUUGUUUAGAAAUCUCCUACCGCUAGAAAACGACUAAAGCAUUUCUAUUACGUGCUUUACAUAACAGACUGUACUCUGUAUUAAUGUGUUACUGUGGAUGUGUAUUGUAAUUAGGUUUAAUUUAGUUGUAUGAAUAACGCCACAAAAUAAAUAAAUUUAUAUUUAAGUGAA
Molecule: messenger RNA, 3510 nt
Organism: Ostrinia furnacalis (Asian corn borer)
Lineage: Eukaryota; Metazoa; Arthropoda; Insecta; Lepidoptera; Crambidae
Gene: TfIIB
Product: transcription factor IIB
Exons: 5
Coding region: 74-1021 (315 amino acids)
Biological process (GO): transcription initiation at RNA polymerase II promoter; transcription preinitiation complex assembly
Cellular component (GO): nucleus; transcription preinitiation complex
Molecular function (GO): TBP-class protein binding; RNA polymerase II general transcription initiation factor activity
Source: RefSeq, a predicted model, not a curated record